Molecule: messenger RNA, 2436 nt
Organism: Drosophila rhopaloa
Lineage: Eukaryota; Metazoa; Arthropoda; Insecta; Diptera; Drosophilidae
Gene: ref(2)P
Product: protein ref(2)P
Exons: 3
Coding region: 334-2205 (623 amino acids)
Biological process (GO): mitophagy; endosome organization; aggrephagy
Cellular component (GO): amphisome; aggresome
Molecular function (GO): protein kinase C binding; zinc ion binding; K63-linked polyubiquitin modification-dependent protein binding
Source: RefSeq, a predicted model, not a curated record
ACCAGCUUUGGCAUUACUACACAAUUUUUGAGACAGAUCAGCCAUUACGGGAUUGCAGGUAGGACGGUGAUUUGCAAUAAUUUUAUAGCCUAGACGUUUCAAGAACCUUCCAGUGACUAGUUCGCAAUAGUAUAAAAACCUGCCGCCGCCUCAGCUGCAGUUGUAUACACAAUCGAACGCCCGAACAAAUACGACGCAGUAGUCCACGAGCUCCAAAAAUUAUUCUAAUCUGUCACAUAAAUUCACUGCAACAAGUCAAACGAGAAAUAAAACGCGUCAGCACAAACUACAUAAUCAAUAAAAUUCAACGAAACUAAAGUGAACAUUGCGAAAAUGCCGGAGAAAUUGUUGAAAAUCACCUAUCAGGGUGCCGCAGUCGCUGGCCCUCAGAAGAAAAUAAAUGCAUACUUGCGUAUGCCCUCCCAGAAUUACACCAUACUGCGUCGCGAAAUCGAGCUGUAUCUUUUUCAGGAACGUCAGCUCCCCAGAUGCGAAUUUAGGACCUUCUGGAUCGAUACGGAUCACGAUGAAAUCGAAAUUGUGAACCAAAAUGACUACGAGAUUUUCAUGGCGAAGUGCGAAGCCAAUAUGCAUGUGCAGGUGGCUCCAUUGGUGACCGUUGAGGAGCCGAAGGCCUCCCAGCAGCAGGAUUCGUCGGCCAACGCUGGCGCUCCAUCCGUGGACGAUCCGAGCAAUUUCACUAUCCACGACUCUGUUGAGUGCGAUGGCUGCGGCUUGGCCCCAAUCGUUGGCUUCCGUUACAAGUGCAUUCAGUGCAACAACUAUGAUCUUUGUCAGAAAUGCGAGGCGGCCCACAAGCAUCCAGAGCACAUGAUGGUGCGCAUGCCGACCAACAAUGGACCCACAACGGUGGAUGCCUGGCUUACCGGCCCGAAUCCAUGGGGUCGCCGCUGUAGCCGUCGCUCCAGGGGUCACUGCCCGUUCCAGGAGGCGACCCAGACCGCUCCGGCUGCCGAAUCCUCCAGGGAUAGUCGCCGCGAGCGUCGUCACGCCCGUCGCCAUGGCGGUGUCUUGUCCCAGUUUGUGGAGAUGAUGACCAACUUGCCGCUUAACGAGACAGCAGGCACUGCAACGUCAGAACCCCAGAAGCCCAAGGCGGCAGAACCAGCACCAAGUGCUCCCCAAGCUGAGCCCACUGCAACCGCUCAAAAGGCAGCCGAGACUGAGGCCAAGCCAACUGAGCCGAAGAAGAUUAACAUCGCACCAACUGUUCCUCCCACCGAGGAUCCAGUAACUGCUCCACGCUCCUCGGAGCCCACUACUCCAGUAAUCAAUCUGGAGAACAUUUCCCAGAUCGUGCCACCAGAAUACAUGCGCGCUGGCAUCGAGAUCCUGAAUAAUUUCAGCGAAUUGUUCGCCAAGAUGAUCGAUCCCACUGAGUCGGGGGAUUCGGGAAUUUUUGGUCCUUCAAUGACCCCUAGUACUGAGGCAAAGAAACCAGAGGAAAAGGCUCAAUCCAGCGGCCAGUCGGCGGCUUCUUCGACCAGCCAGUCAUCUGCUCCCUCAGCGGUUCCUUCCGCUGCUCCCUCAGCGGUUCCUUCCGCUGCUCCCUCCGAGGUUCCUUCGGCUAAUCAAUCGAAUGCCCCAUCUGCUAACCCCUCAGCAACUCCCUCAAUUUCUGGAUCUAUUUCUGACGCUCCGCUAGAGACGGAGCCAUUGAUUACCAAACCAACUGAAGCUGCACCAGUUUCGGCUACCAACAACGAGGAGGAGAGACGCCGUUCGGACAGCUUGGACCAGGACUGGCAGGUUAUCGACAACGCUUACUCCGCGAACAACACCAACCUGAUCAAUCUGGACUCGACCAAUCCCACAGCUGCUCCUCAGCAGCCGGUGCGUGACUUUGGUCAGCUGGGCGAACUCCUGCGCCAGCACAUAAAUGAGGAGGCUCGCGUGGAGCAGGCUACGGUCAACACCCAGACCGCUCAGGUGGAUACGGUCAGUACAGCAACCUCGACCUCUUCGGUGUCCACCAGUAGCGUCGGCACCUCUCCAGCAGCUCCCGAGGAAAAGCGCAGCGUUCCCGUUUACCACACUGAUGAACGCAUUAAUUCCUCGAUCCAUGCCAUGAUGGCUAUGGGAUUCAGCAACGAGGGCGCCUGGCUCACCCAGCUCCUGGAAUCAGUCCAGGGCAAUAUUCCAGCCGCUCUAGACAUUAUGCAUGUCUCGCAGAACCGCAACUAAAUAAGCAUAUUCAAAACCCAUAUAUCUGUUAUGUAUCUUCAAUAUUUAUAGGACCCAAUGAGAAAGGAAAUUCAUUUUAUCAACUUAAUUUGUAGCUUUAGGUUUUUCUGUGGUGAUUGAAUAAUAUCGUUGCCAAAAAAAAGUGAAAAUAUAUGUAUUUUAUGUUUUAAUAAUCAACAGAAUGUUAUCAUAUGUAUGUGAAAUUACAAUAAAGGCACAAAGUGAAAAUGA